AAUGAAUAAUGGAGGAGCUAUACAUUAUUUUGUUCAUCAACAGAAUAGACACCCAAAUCAAGACCCUUCACAACAUUUUAGAAAAAUCACCAGUGACGGUUUCCUAGUUGAUGAGAUUGAAUCUAACCAAGAUCUGAAGGGUCCUCAAAAUGGUGACUGAUUGAAAAACUUCAUAAAGAAGCACUCAAGCUCAAAGAAAAAUAAGAAGACCAUAUUUACUUCCCAAAUAACAAAAAUGAAUAAUCAGAGCAAGAAUGUAGCCUCAUCUAGAAUGAAUCCUUUUCUUGAUCGAAUCGGAAAGGCUAAGUCCACAGCAUCAAAAAUUAAGGCUAUCAACACUGAUGAUUUCAGAGAGAGAAAUCCGAUACUUGAUCCUCAAUAUCACAGAGGAAGUGAGACCGACAGAAAUAAUUUAGAGCUUAAGAAAAGUCCUAUUCAAGCAAAGCAACUUAAAAAGCCAGUUGCACAUAAAAGCCCAAUGAUUUGUACAAAGCAUAAGACUAUUGAUGUUUUAUCAGCUUUAUCAUCAAGAAAAAAUCAGAAGAGGUCAGUCUCAAAACCACCAGACGCGUUUUCAAAUUCUCCACAAGGCCAUAUGAGAUUUAGCUAUGAUUCUUCCCAAUUCAAGAAGAAGGGAGCCAAAAUUAAGGCUAGAAUCAAAAGGAAAAGUUCUAUAAAAUUUACAGAUAUUGGUUUAAUCAACACUGAUAAGAAAAAGGUCUCCAGGAUUGUUGAUAGCUUUAAUAAGCAGCCUGAGUUACAAGAUAUGAUGAGUCAGCCUAGUUUAAGAGCUAAAAGAAUGAAGCAUGCAAAGAAGAACAAGAGAAUAUUUGACUCUAAUGGCAAUAAUGUUAAUACACAGAAUUUGAAAGUACCUACUUUUAAUCAGAAUAAAUUUAUGAAUAGGAAAACACACAGAAAUCAAAAGAGCGUAAAUGAUAAGACCAUCACAUUUGACUUAAGAAAUAAAGAAACUGGCCUAAAUAUGAUGAGAAACACAGUAGAAAAAGGAUUUACAACUCCAACUGUUUCUCAUGCAAGAAACAACAAUCUGAGUCUCAGCCAGAUGACGAAUUCUAAAAAGAUGUUCGCUUCAGACAAGAAGACAGAGAGGGAUCAUAAGAUAUCGGGAGGCAGGUCUAAUUCUCUAUCUCAAAACUUAUUGAAGAAGAUCCAGCUGACCCCUAUGAUCGAGGUUAUUCCAAAAGAAAGAAGCUAGCUAUAUUUUGACCAUAACGGC
This is a messenger RNA of Moneuplotes crassus, 1240 nucleotides long. NCBI's taxonomy places the organism in Eukaryota, Ciliophora, Spirotrichea, Euplotida, Euplotidae. The record is from the annotation of a GenBank genome assembly.